CUACUCAACUUGUGAACAAGUUUCGCGUGUUUCCUACCACCGCUGAUUAUGAGCAUUUUUAGGGACCAAUUACCAAUAAGUAUAGAAGCGCAAAAGAAAUAAAAAUGGGUGUCUGGGUGGUGCCACAGGUUUUGCGCGCAAAUUUAACAAAAUUAUCCAUUGUUGCAAACGGCGCAAGAUGGAAAAGCACGAGCUCCCGAAGAAUCGACAAAGUUUUGAUUGCAAAUCGAGGCGAAAUUGCUUGUCGUGUUAUGCGAACAGCAAAACGUCUUGGUGUUCGUACUGUUGCGGUUUACAGUGAAGUUGAUGAGAAUUCCUUACAUGUUUCACUGGCCGAUGAAGCAUACAACAUUGGUCCCGCUGCCGCAAGUCAAAGUUACCUUCGUGGGGACGUAAUUCUAGGCAUUGCAAAAGCAACAAACUCACAAGCCGUUCAUCCUGGUUAUGGUUUUCUAUCGGAAAACGUAGAAUUCGCCGAAGAAUGUCAGAAACAAGGCGUAAUCUUUAUUGGGCCCCCAGCGUCAGCCAUCAGAGACAUGGGAAUCAAAAGCACAUCAAAAGCGAUAAUGUCCGCUGCUGGUGUGCCGAUCAUCGAGGGCUAUCACGGUGAAGAUCAAAGCGAAGCAAAACUCCGUGAAGAAGCUAAACGUAUCGGAUAUCCUAUUAUGAUCAAAGCAGUGCGUGGCGGAGGUGGUAAAGGCAUGCGAAUCGCAAUGACUGAAGCAGAUUUUGGUGAAGCCUUAGAUUCGGCAAAGAGAGAAGCACAGAAAUCAUUCGGAGAUCAAGUCGUACUAUUAGAAAAGUUCGUAGCAGAACCCAGACACGUCGAAGUGCAAGUUUUCGCAGACAUGCAUGGAAAUGCAGUGCAUCUCUUUGAAAGAGAUUGUUCUGUACAGAGGAGACAUCAAAAGAUCAUUGAGGAAGCACCAGCACCUGGUUUAACAACUGAAUUACGAGCAGAAUUAGGCGCAGCUGCUGUCAGGGCAGCUAAAGCCGUGGGAUAUGUCGGCGCUGGAACAGUAGAAUUCAUUUUGGAUCGCCAUAGCCACAGUUUUCAUUUUAUGGAAAUGAAUACUCGCCUACAAGUAGAGCAUCCUAUCACCGAAAUGAUUACCAAUAAAGAUCUAGUCGAAUGGCAGCUAAAAAUUGCUUCUGGAGAAAAACUUCCUGUCACCCAAGAGGAAAUCCUAAUGAAUGGGCAUGCAUUUGAAGCACGUAUUUACGCAGAAGAUCCAAGAGGUGGAUUCUUACCGGGAGCAGGACCUCUAUUGCAUUUAUCUACGCCUGAUGGCGCUGAGGAUUGUAGAAUUGAAACGGGAGUAAGACAAGGGGAUGAAGUAUCUGUUCACUAUGAUCCAAUGAUUGCUAAACUUGUCGUGUGGGGAGAGGAUAGGACUGAAGCUUUAACCAAACUUCAGAGUCGAUUAUGUGAAUAUAAUAUUGCUGGAUUGGAAACAAAUGUAAACUUUUUGUUAGAUCUAGCAAGACAUCCUGAAUUUGUGGCUGCCAAUGUACACACCAACUUUAUUCGUGAUUAUAAUGACUCGUUGUUUAGGAAAGAAGAAGUCAGUAACAAAAUGGCGAUUCAAGCUGCAUUAGCAAUGGUGUUAUUAGACGAGGUGGAAGUUUUGAAUGACGCUAUUAGUCAAAAUAAUCAUUAUAAUCCAUUUGUGGUCGAAAGUGGAUUCAGACCUAAUUACAACUUGAUUAAAGACAUUAAACUAAGACACAAAGAUGAAGAAUUCAUAGUAAAAGUCAAAUUUUGUGAUAAUAACUCAUAUCAAAUCUCGCUUGACAGUGGUGCCAAUUGGAUUGCGGCUAGCGGUGAAAUUAAACAAGCUAAUAAUGACAACAAUAAAAUUACGCUGAGGAGUAACAUCGAUGGUGACGUAAGCAGUGCAAAUGUGUUCAGAAAUGGGGAAAUACUUGCCAUAUUUGAUAAUGAUGGAAAAUCACAAUUUGACCUUGAAGUAUUCAACUUCGAGGAAGACGGUACUACCGUGAGCGGAAAUCGUGCUGUUGCACCAAUGCCUGGCGUCUUGGACAAAAUCCUUGUCAAACAAGGAGAUACAGUACAACAAGGCGAUUCUCUGUUCGUAAUUAUCGCCAUGAAAAUGGAGCAUGUAGUCAAAGCGACAAAGAGCGGUAAAGUCGAUGGAAUCUUAUAUAAUGUUGGUGAUAAUGUUCCAAAAGACGCUACAGUUGUAAAGUUUGAGGAAGAACCCACUCAAGAAUAAUUCCAUCGCCAAAAUUGAUACUUGCUUACAAAAAGUCAGGAUUCUGGUAUAAUUUGUUGAAUAUAUUGUUGAAAUUUACAACUAUGUCUUGCCAUAAUAUAUAUUGAUACUUUUAAAA
Dalotia coriaria is the source of this 2355-nucleotide messenger RNA. RefSeq names its product Methylcrotonoyl-CoA carboxylase 1 (gene Mccc1). Gene Ontology annotation, cellular component: mitochondrion. Gene Ontology annotation, molecular function: metal ion binding; ATP binding; methylcrotonoyl-CoA carboxylase activity. The coding region runs from base 105 to 2237 and encodes 710 amino acids. The record is from RefSeq and is a predicted model, not a curated record. NCBI's taxonomy places the organism in Eukaryota, Metazoa, Arthropoda, Insecta, Coleoptera, Staphylinidae. The transcript has 9 exons.